AUGGAAAGGGCGCGUCGUUGCUGCAGCUCGCUGGUCCCGGCCCCAAAACGGACAGCAGGGCUUCGGGAAGCAGCAGCAGCAAGAGCAGCAGAAGUUGCUGCUGCAGAGGACCAGUGGUCUACGGUGUACAGACACUCAAGGAAGAGCAGCACAGCAGCAGCAGCAAACUUGGCAGCCGCGCUGAGGCUGUCUACACUGCGGAGCCCCGAGUCUUCUUUGCAUCAAUUUAAAGACAUUAGAAAACAAAAGGGGCCCUCGUCUUCGUUGUUGUCGUUGCUGCUGCUGCGGGAGCACGAGAGCGCGCAGGCGGAGCGGCGCCGCCGCAAGCAGCAGGAGCAGCAGCAGCUGCUGCAGCAGCAGCAGGCGCCCGCGGCGCAGCAGCAGCGGCGGCUGCAGCGCGAGGAGCGCCGCCGCAGGAAGCAGCAGCAGCGCGAGGCCCAGAAGGCCGCAGCAGCAGCAGCAGCAGCAGCAGCGGCGGCGGCGGCGGGCGAUCUCGGCUCCCCGGAGGCCCCAGAAGCCGGCGCUUCGCCCAGCCCGCCCGCAGCAGCAGCAGCAGCAGCAGCAGCAGCAGCAGCAGCCAGCGAAACCGACACCGACUCCGAAGCCUCCGCAGACGAAGACGUGAAGCUCGCGGACUUCGACAAAACCUCAGCCCCAGUUGCAUGCACCGAUGCCCGCAGCAGAGCCGUCACCAGGGACCUCCGCAUCCGCGAAGACACCGCCAAGUACCUGCUGAAUCUGGAGCUGGGAUCGGCUUUUUACGAUCCCAAGAGUCGAUCCCUGCGCGGCGACCCCUUCGCGGGGCUGCAGCUGGGAUCGUCUUUUUGCGACUCCAAAAGUCGAUCCCCGCGCGCCGCGCUAUUUCGCGGCGACAACGCGCUUCUCCGCGCCGGCGAAGUCAAGGCCACGCAGCAGCUGCAGCUGUUCGCCUGGGAGGCCUACAAACACGGCCAAAACGUCCACUUCAACGCCCAGCCCACGCAGCUCGAGUUCCUCUACAGAGAACACCAAAAGAAAAAAGCCGAACUGGAAAUUCAAAAACAAAACAGCAUUUUCGAAGCUUACGGAGGCAAAGAACACCUCCAAAACGAUCCCAGAGUCCUUUACGCCCAAACUGAAGAAUACGUUGAGUACUCCCGAGAUGGCCGCGUGCUGCGUGGGCGCGAGAGGACCUUCACGAAGUCGAAGUACGAAGAAGACAUUUACCCCGGCAGCCACAGCAGCGUCUGGGGCUCUUAUUAUGACUUGGCCAGCAGCAAAUGGGGAUUCGCCUGCUGCAGACAAACCGAAUUUGCUGCAGAAUGCACUGGGCGGCCGGAAGACAAAAUUACACUUGAGACUCUUGGCCUUGCACCCGAGUCGGCGGCAGCUGCUGCUGCAGCUCCUGCUGCUGCUGCUGCUGCUGCUGAAGAAGAAGAUGCUGUUCAUGCUGCUGCAGAUCAUGAUGCUGCUGAAGAUUCAGAUCAUUCUGCUGCUGCAGAUGCAGAUCGUGCUGCUGCUGCUGCUGUCGUCGCCGCUGCAGCACCAGCUGACUCUGAAGCAGCUGACGCUGAAGCAGCUGCUGCUGUUGAGGCGCACUAG
Molecule: messenger RNA, 1581 nt
Organism: Eimeria tenella
Lineage: Eukaryota; Apicomplexa; Conoidasida; Eucoccidiorida; Eimeriidae
Product: step II splicing factor slu7, putative
Exons: 7
Coding region: 1-1581 (526 amino acids)
Biological process (GO): mRNA splicing, via spliceosome
Cellular component (GO): spliceosomal complex
Molecular function (GO): pre-mRNA 3'-splice site binding
Source: RefSeq, a predicted model, not a curated record